UAAAGCCAGGUAGAUCAUAAAAGUUACCUAAACUACUCUUUUACAACCAACAUAUGUAUUGUUCUUAUAAUUCAUUGCAUAAGUUCAUUUUGGAUUUUCAUAUGACAUUAACUCAAAUCGGAUUAACAUAUCUGUAUAUGUGUCGGUGAUUAAGACACUUCAUAGUGGAAACUAACGUAGCAACCGUAUAAAGACAAGGACGACAUCACUAGUACAAAGGAAGCAGGCAAUGUCUUCCAAUAAUGUUGAUGUAGCCUCUACCGCUGGUGUAGUAACGGGCUUAGAGGCUGGAGCAUUAGCCAUAGCUAUUUUGCUCUCAGUUUUUCUAUCUUGCUUUGAAAAGAACAAACUGGGUGGAAAACCAGGUAUUGUGAUACCGAUAAACUUUUUGCAAGAUGAUAAUCUAGCCAUUGUUUAUACAGCUGCUUUUGGAUGUACUUCAAACCAACUGGUGACUCUGAUAUUUAAUAGUGGAAUGAUUUUAGAUUCGUUGAAUAUUCCGAAAUUAGUUGCCCCUUGGGUAACAGUUUUUAUUUUGCUGAUCAUGGCACUGUUUGUUUCUCUGAAAUUUUAUCCUGUAUUUGCUGUUAUAAGAUGCAGAAGAAUUAUCAUUGAACCAUUGAUUGGCCUGUUCUACACCACAUUCAUAUUUUCAAUCUUAAUUUACCAGCUGACCAAUUCUUUGGAAGUUAGAAGAAUAAAGGCUUACAUUUUAAUUUAUAUACCCACAUCAUUAUGUCAUGUGAUAUUGAUUGGCUAUUUUCUAUACAAAUCAGUUCGUCAAACCUAUAGUUUUGUUAGACGUCUUAAACAGGAUACAGAUUAUGAGGGCUCCAAACCUUGCACAAGCAAGCUGCAAUAUAAUUAUGUGAAGUGGUUAUUGAAAAAACCAGAAUGUGACAUAAAAGAAAAAGGCUCAGGAUUGAAGAGGUCAAUCCAGGCUUACAGUAAAGAUAUAAAGAACAAAAUUGGCGUGAGGUCUCCUCUACAUGCUUCACCUAGAGUAAUUGCAACCUUUUUUGUAGCAGGAAUUGUGUUAUUUCAGGUUGGCAUGGAACUGCUCACUCUUUAUAUCUUUUAUAAACCUGGACUUCUGUUUACGACAUACAUCCAAACUGAAUUAUUCAACACAUCUGAAGAGGCAUCAGUACCUAAAUUUGAAACCUUACUUACUGUUGCAGAUGUUGGUUUUUACGUGUCAUUCUCUCUGUCCAGCAUAUUCAUGGUCGGUUACGUCAUUGCAAUCUUCAUCAGUUAUCGUAAAGAUCUCGAAAAGAUGCAAAGAGGAGACUACACAUUCUUGCCAAUGAAAUUCAGAAAAAGUUUAAAUGACAAUCUAGUCGCAUCAAGUUUACAAUAUUCUGGGGCACAGAUUGCAUAUCUAGUAUGGUGUUACUUAUUAAUAAUACUGAUGUUAUGGAUACUCUGCUUUAUGAUUGCCUACAUUAUAAUUUUGCCUCUAGCUGGAAAGGUCCCAUUUUCAUAUUUUCAUCCAGUUCUUAUUACACUACCGUUGAUGAUGAUCAAUUUCGGCUUUGAGAAACUACAAGUCUUUUUAUCAAGAACAUUCUUCCUGCAGGAUUAUGCUGUUAUUAUGCCUAAAGGGAUAAAAACUCAGAAAGCUCUUGCUUUGGACAAUAUAAAAAUGUUCAACAUAUUGUCUUUCUUCAUGUUCUUCUUCCACGUUAUUAUUGGGUUUAUAAGUUGUAUAAAUAGGAUUUUGGAUGGUGUACGGAUCGGUCUGGUAUCACUAGCCAGGAUAGAUAAGUGUAUGCUUCCAAGAGGUUAUGAGAAGCUUGACAAAGGCUAUUCGACUUAUAUUGGUAUGUUAAUGGUAGAGGUUCAUCACAGAAAUCCAGUAGCGUCAGUUUUUUGUAACGAAUUACUAGUUACCAGCAGAGAAAGGGGUUGUGCUAACGUGUUACUAACACCUGUCAAUUACACACAAGGGAAUGUCGAAACAAUCAGUCAAAAACAUGGACGGAUUAGCCGUAAAUGGGCUAAGCUAUACACACUUAUCAACAAUCCAUCGGUCAGACGUAAUUAUGAGGAACAGAAAUCUGGAUGUUCAAUUGAACAAGUUGAAAUCGCCAUAUAGUUGGACGAUCCUGUUAACUAUAGGAAAGUAAUUGCUGUAUAAUUCAAAAUUGGCGUUAUUUCGAGGAUUAUUUAUUAGUUUUUAAAAAGAUACUCAUAAUAUCUUAGAAGCUUGAAGAGAUGCAGUAACAAUUUGAAUGGUUAAACGUGGUAUUUAUCAGUUAGUAUGUUGCACAUAUCAUUACACAGCUCCGGAGAAAUAUCUAUAAGGUUCAUAUAAAAAUAAGGAGAUGUGGUAUGAUUGCCAAUGAGACAACUAUCCACCAAAUUUCAAAUGAAGUGGUUGUAAGCAAUUAUAGACAACCGUGGGGCAAGUCGGCUAGUCCGCUGGCUCUGAAUAGAUUGAUGUUUCUGUAAUUUUUUUUAUGUAUGUAUAUAAUGUGUUCUUGCCUGUCAUGUCCAGAUAGUUUUGAGGAUCUAAUAUACAUAAAUAUUCGCCAAUUUCUAGUCUGAAACAAAACUUACUAAUUUUUUUCUGCCUUGAUUUUCUGUUCAAAUAAAUAGUCUGGGCAUUGCACACGCACGUGUAUUCCUGCAAAGUUUAUGACAUUACUAUACGAAAUCUACUUCGAGAACAUCUGCCUAUAUCGGAAUGUAGGUUGGCAUGAUUCCAUUUUAACAGGUAAAUUACUCCGAACUUCUAUAUACAAGAAAAUAAACUUCCGUUUACUGCAACUAUGAUUUUAUCCGAUAUUAUUUAUUAUAGUUUUUCAGUACUUAUGUUUUGGUUGUCUAUUAUGCCGAUAUCAUCAAAUUGAAGUUUUUUUCAAUCAAAUUAUUAACUCUGCCAAAUGUACAUGUGCAGGAAUUUGGCCAGGAAUCUAUUAAUUGUUUUGGCUUUAAUAAUAUCUUAAUAGUUUUGUCAUGUUGAAAAUGCUGAUUGCAACUCUUUAAAGUCUCUUUUUUAUUUAUUCAACGCAAAUGUGAAUGGCGAUACAAAGGCAGUAAUAAAAAAAACACAAUUCAAAGAAAAUCAGAUAACACCAAGUCCAAAUAAGACUCGCAGCGAUUUAGAGUUUGACGCAUUGUAUAAACAUUUGACUUCUGUUGAAGACAAUAUGUUAACCUCUAGAUAUCUGUUAGUUCCUGUAUCGUUAGUUUGCUGUCUGAUUCACGACAGCCAUAUAUUCUUUAAUUCAUGUAUUGCUUUAUAGACGCAAUUUUAAGAUCAUCUGGAUUUAAUCUCCAGACAUCCUCCUAUAUUUUAAUGGCAAAUCUAUCACUCAUUUAUUUUAUUGAUCACGAACGUGUAUAUUUUUUUAUAUAACAUUUUAAAAUUGUCUUAUACAGCCAAAUCUUUUAGACCAAAAAGAGAAAAUUGGUGAUGUGAAAUUUCUGUAAUACUUUUCAUUCAUAUUUAUUACAGGCAUUAUAUUUCUUUUUAGCAAUGUGCCUAACUAGUAACUAGUAUAUGUAAAUUUGCAAUAAGUAUGAAUGAAAGAGUUGUGGGUAUACGUUAAUGAAACAGCAAUAUAACAACACAAACAAAAUAAAAGACAUAAUUAUAUGGGUAGCAAUAUGGUCUGCAAAAUAUAGAAGGUGGAUAUACCAUAUAUGUUUAUACUUUUAAUCGGCCUAAGUCUAGACAAGUUGUAAAUAAGCCUAACCGAGACUAUCAAAGAUAUGCAAUCAACGCAAAACCCAUAAAAACAAAUAAACAAAAGCAUAUACAUGUAACUAAAAACCUCUGUAAAGAGGUAUCUGACAUGGACAGACUAUUAUCACUUCGGUAUUGACUCGGUUAGUGAUAGUAAACGCCUUCACCACUUUGUUUUUCUUUUAAAGUUUCCACCGGUGGAAUAUUCAAUAAUAACAAAGGGUUCAUGGAAGAAUGUACAAUCCAUAUCAUUUAAGAAAAGACACAAAGUACUAUAAUACCAGUAUCACGGACAACAGAGAGGUAAGUAAAUACUAAAAACAAAAUAAAUGAUUAGAGUUCAGGUUUCAGUUUUGGUUUCGGAAUGUUGAAUUGCCAAUACUGUCUGAAAUCCGCAGUGUGAUGAUUCUCGUUGUUUUCAAUGGUAGAAUUUCUCAUCAAUUGUUGUUUUUACAUGUGCAUCGAUUUCUGAUUUGAAUACAAUUUGGAUAUUUAUCAAAACAAAGGCAUACAUUUAUUUUCAUUUACAUAAAAUAAAUACUAGUUAAAUAUGUUAAUAUUGGAUAGUAUCUUGCGUUCUAUUUUUCAAUUAGUUUCGUCUGUAAGUUCCACAUUUAGUUUUUACUAAUUGUGUAAUUUGGAUGUCGUAAUACAGUUGGGUCAUCAAUUUUAACUGGUUAACUGGAUAAUAUGCAUUUUAACUUUUUUGAGUGUUUCUGAUUAUGGUUGUUCUAACAAUGUGUGUCAUUGUAAAAAAUAUCACUAUUGCAUUUACAUUCAUCACACAUAUAUCUGUCGGUACUGAAGGCAAAAUACUUUGUAAUUAUGUGUUACAUUAUAUUACAUUUCGUUUUAAUAUAUGUUGUUUGGUAGCAUUAAACAACAGAAAGAGACAAAAAUAUCAGAUUUUUUUACAAUUUGAAUUUCAUACUUCAUACGCAGCAUUUACAAUUUUAAUGAAGCAACUGUUUGCAUAACUGUUUUUAUUGUGGGCGUGCAUGUUCAUAUUGAUAUAUCUUUAUUAUGUCUUUACUAUAAUCAUUAUUUUGUAAAUUUUAAAAGUCAUUGUAGUUUGUAUAAAAUGAAUGUAAUUUUUAGUCCUUUCCGAAAUACAAGUAAGAUUUAUAUAUUUGUCUGAAUCUAGAUUUCUGUAGAAAAUAUGUUAUAUUUGUUAAUGAUGCAAGAAUAAAGUGCACUUUAUUUUACUAAAUGUUAUUUUUGUUUUUAUUGUUUGUUUGAUUUAGUUGUUUGCUAAUAGUUUUGUUUUACUUUGAUUUUUUUAAAUGCAUCUAUUACUGUUGUUGUUAUAUAUAAUUUCUAAUCCAAGAAUUCAAAUAUUGAAAUAUAUUUAACGUGUGACUGAACAACACAUGAAUUCACAAACGCGAGUAGUGCAUCAGUGUGUGUGUGUGUAAAUUGGCCCGAGUUAUUUCGUAGUGAAUUUUUUUUUAAGACAAUAAAUUAAAAUUAAAAAACAAAUCGUACCUGCUAUAUCUCAAAAAGAUUUUUACAGUGUAGUGUACUACUUUUGGGACAAAUAAUUUCAAAAUUAAAAAAGUCUACCAGCUCUUACUCAAGAUAUGAAGAAUGCUUUGUAAAGGGGUCUAUAAUUCAGUUUAACAGCUUCAGACAUACUAAUUUUUUUACUUUUUUAAACUGGACCAAAUCACUACUUUACAUAAAAAUUUCUCAUCCAAAUUUUUUUAACAUGUAAUGUCAUGCCCUUCUUAAAAAUUUAUGCAUAAAAUAUAAACAAAUAAAUUUAGAAAGUGUAUGAAAAAAAUUUGCAAGUUAUACAGUGGGGACUAUAUUUGUCAAGGACGAUAACUGUGUCUUUGGACCUACUGACGAAGCGGGAAUAAUACAAAAGUAACUCUUCUUAUGAAUAAUAUAACAAUCAAAAGUUGUAUACAUCAGUAACCAAACUUAUAAAAAUGAUUUUCAAAGCCACAAUCGAAUAUUAUUAUAUAUAAUAUAUUUAAACAAACAAAAAAACAAAAAACAGCAUAAAAUGUGGUACGAAAGAUGCGCGUUUCGUCGAGAAAAAAAUUAUCAGUGGCGCUCGAAUCAAAUCAGUAGCUGAUUUGAAAGAUACUUGCAAAUGCAUAUGUUUUUUUUUUAUAAUUGAAAUAAAUGCAUUAGAAGCUUGUUAUACUGUUAUUCAAAAAUAAAUCCAUUCCAGGGAACAAUUUCCCAAAAUCGAUUUUUCACGACCAAGAACGCUUUUUUCCCAAGAAUAUUCUAUAUAUAUAUAAUAUUGUGUUUGUGUGAAUAUAACGUUAUAUCUGUUCAUGUUAAAAAAGAAAAGGGAAUAUUUUUUUUUUAUAAGAAUGAUUAUCUAUUAAAGGAUUUUACUCUUUUGUUUAAAGAAUUUUAAGCACUGGUCGUCUCCACUUUUCUACAUGAAUGUGUCGUCUUCUCGAUGUUUUCGCAUUUAAAGUUUAAACAGAAUAAGAUCAGUUUGAAUUUGACUAGUGACUGUAAAAGUGUUAAUCUUUGCUGCAUAAAAAUCUAUUGUCUUGAUAUUUUGAUUCCAUAUCUCUAUGGACUAGUUGCCCAGAUAUAAGGAGAAUAGACCAGUUCUAAGGACGCAUUCAGCAAAAGAAACGAAAAUAAAGUUCAUCGGAAGAUACCAAGACCUUGUUGAUAAAUAUUCCGUAUCAACAUCACAAAUAAUACACGAUGGCCUUGAAUUAUAGAUUCUAGGUACUGGCGUUGUUUAUCAUCUUAAUUACGUGCUAUAGUGUUCUUUUUUAUGUCUUUGUAAAUUAUUUACUUAACUGUAUAUAAAAAUAAGGAGAUGUGGUAUGAUUGCCAAUGAGACAAUUAUCCACCAAAGUAUAAAUGAAGUGGAUGUAAGCAAUUAUAGGCAACCGUACGGCCUUCAAUCCAUUUUUGGUAAUAUCCUCUUGGCGUGGUUCGGUACUUAUACAUCCCGCCAAUGUGUUGUUGUGCGAUCGUCAUUUUUUGUGUUCUUGUCUUUCAUUUUUGCUUAUGUGCUUUGUCUAUAUGCCAUUUUGUUUUUCUUUGUUGACAUAUUAGUUUGUUUUUAUGACUAGUAACGUUCUCGCGAAUUAAGUGCAAAACUUUGAAGAGUUCGAUUUUUUAGUGUUUGCAGGGGAGGUAAUUAUUGCAACUACAUUUUCCACUAACGCAUGAGAUAAUUAUCACUGUUUUUUGGUCCCAAGUAAAUGUCUUGGAUAUUUGAAUUCCUGGAUUAGUUAUUCUUUUUAUUACGUUAACUUUUAAUGCAAAAAAAAUAAGAAAGAAAAUGCUAGGAACUAUAUCUUUUUCUACGGGCUCUCACUUCGUUUUGAUGCAACGUCAUUGAAAACUUGUUGACAAAACCUAUUGCUGUAUAUCGUCAGAGGAGUGAAAUUAGAGAAUUUCAAGGAAAUCAUUGUAUUUAAUUGCAACCAAUGUUAUAUUUGUUUUAGUAUGCAUUUAUUCUACAUCUAUGAAUUUUGUUUUAAAAUAUUGCAAGUAAAUCAUUGUAUUUAAUUGCAACCAAUGUAAUAUUUGUUUUAGUAUGCAUUUUACAUCUAUGAAAUUUCUUUAUAAUAUUGCUUUUUCAUGAAUAAAGACAACUGUCGAAUAAGACUUUUUAA
This is a messenger RNA of Mytilus californianus (California mussel), 7302 nucleotides long. Its product is annotated as stimulated by retinoic acid gene 6 protein-like. The record is from RefSeq and is a predicted model, not a curated record. Bases 230 to 2098 code for a protein of 622 amino acids. Gene Ontology annotation, molecular function: retinol transmembrane transporter activity; signaling receptor activity. Gene Ontology annotation, biological process: vitamin A import into cell. The transcript has 17 exons. Gene Ontology annotation, cellular component: plasma membrane. NCBI's taxonomy places the organism in Eukaryota, Metazoa, Mollusca, Bivalvia, Mytilida, Mytilidae.